This is a messenger RNA of Saccostrea cuccullata (small rock oyster), 2100 nucleotides long. RefSeq lists its product as uncharacterized. Gene Ontology annotation, molecular function: zinc ion binding. The record is from RefSeq and is a predicted model, not a curated record. The transcript is spliced from 4 exons. Gene Ontology annotation, cellular component: extracellular region. Bases 173 to 2095 code for a protein of 640 amino acids. NCBI's taxonomy places the organism in Eukaryota, Metazoa, Mollusca, Bivalvia, Ostreida, Ostreidae.
GUGAAGCCCUGUAAAGAUGUGUAUAGUCUGGGCUGCCGCCAUAUCACUGGGGGAACAAUACACAAUUAACAAUAGACGUCAGUCAAUAUACAUCUUGAAAAGAAGUAAUUAUUCUUGAUGGAAAAAAAGUCAUCGAAAAUAACCAGGUUGUUGAAUAUGCAAAUUAAUUAGAAUGCAAAAAAAGGAAGAAGAGGACCAAAGAUUGGGUGAACUAUACACAACAGCAAAAGCUGAAAUUGAAGGCGAAUUAUGGACUCCAAAGUUCACUGAUUCACCACUUGAAGAAUCCACUUUCGUGGACAGUACACUAGAGGAUGAAGAUGUAGAGCGAGGCUCGGACAUAGUGGACAUAACUCUAAAGACCAGUUCUGUGCCAGACAGUGACUCGAUUUCACAGCUCAGCGCAUCGCUUACAGAUUCUGCUUCAGAUUUUGAGGUGUCUUUGGAGUAUCCGCAAGCUCAGUUCGCACUGACUUGCGCCGUUUGUGAUUCUCCAUCAGAGCUUUUCUGUGACGUUUGUAAGGUGCGUAUUUGCAAACUCUGUGUCACCGAACAUCUCAAGAAUAAAUCGACAAAACACAAUGUGGUCGCUUACAACGAAAGAUCUGGAUGUAAGCCUUAUUGCCAUAAGCACCAAAGUACAGAGAGUACAUACCGCUGCAAUAAAUGUGCAGUGUGCAUCUGCAACGAUUGCAGCAAUAUGUUUCAUAUGCUACAUGAAAAAGUUCUUAUAGAAGAACUACUGGAGAGUCAGACUACAAAACUGUUACAGACUUCGAUCGAGUUGAAAUCUGUGUUAAAACCUGCUUAUCUUCAAAAGAUAGACAAUGUUAAAUUAAAAUUAAGCAAUGCAGUAAAAUUGUAUGAUGCCAUCGAUAAAGAUAUUUCCUUAUGCGGCGAGAAAUUACAUAGAGAAGUUGACUUCGCCAUGGAGUCUUUGAAGUCUGAGGCAAGAAAAUAUAAACACGAUCAUCUUACUGAACUUGAGCACGAGAUCUUAAUUUUGGAAACCAGAUUGAAGAAUGUUGACGAAGCUCUGAAGAAAUGUGAACAAGUUUUGACAACUCCUAGGGAAUUAGCAGAGUAUUGUCCAAACAUAAAACCCCUAAAGACAAUACCUGAAAUGACAAAUUUUGAAAUGCCUAUUUUCACACCUGGCAAGGCAAAUAUUACCAAAUCAGAUGUUGGUCAUUUGUCCAGUUUAGUAAAAUCAACAUGUCCAUCUGCAGAAAUCAAAGGAAAAUCUCCGAAGAAAUCCAAGAAACUAAAGAGAAAACCUACCCUUGAAGUUUCAAUUGCUGUGGGGGAGAGGUAUGUGUACGACGUUGCCUGUGCUUCAGAAUCUUCUGUAUGGAUGUGUGGAGCAGGUCUCAUUUACUACGACAACAACGUACGGCUGCUGGAGAAAGACGGGAAUAACACAGAGACUUUAGAAUGUCCGAUGAAUCCAAAAUAUGUUGCCUUGAAGUCACCAACGUGUGUUCUAUUUAGUGACCAUACUGACAACACUGUCAAACUCUGGUCACGAGAAGUACAGAAGGUUUUGAUCACGACCGAGGACUGGACCCCAAAAGGACUGGUGGUCACGUUAUCUAAUGACGUCAUCGUCUGCCAAUAUAAGAAAACUGAGGCGGCUGUGUCAACUGCAGCGUUGUCAAGAGUCGUGAGAUACGAUGACAAAGGCUCGGUGAUUCGAAAAAUGGAAUUCAAUGGAGAUAAACGAAUAUUUCGAAAUGCUAUCUUCAUUGCAGAAAACAGAAACUUUGAUAUUUGUGUAUCUGAUGAAGAAAAACAUUCUGUUGUCGUUAUGGACAAACUGGGCAAAAUGCAGUUUGUCUACAAAGGCAACAUCAAAUCAGGCAAGUAUCAAAGUUUUAACCCAAGGGGCAUCAGCACGGACAGUCAAUGCAAUAUCCUGGUUUCGGACUAUUUGAACUAUACGAUCCACGUCAUUGAUCAGCAAGGGAAGUUCCUUAGCUACUUGCUGAGAAGGGAAGUGAAGUUUCCAUUGGGUCUCUCUGUCGACAAAAACGAUAAAGUUUGGGUUGGCGAAUAUUCAAAUGGAACAAUAAGUGUCAUCGAAUAUUUGUCGUAGAGAAG